AUGGGCUCCCCUAACCUCCCUUCCCCCCCAGCGGAAGACAGCAAAGUGAAAAAAAUCACUGCAAAAGCCACAAAGCCAGCCCAUCGCGCUUCUAAGCGUGCCAACACCGCCUCUGCCGCUCAUCACCAUGAAAUUAUCGCUGGCGCCGCUGGCAUGGACGGCCGCCACAAGAGAGUGUGGAAGGCCUGUGAGCGCUGUCGGAUGAAGAAGACCAAGUGCGACGGCGAGUUUCCUUGCAAACGUUGCAAGGACGAUGGACUCGUCUGCACUGCUGGCAUUCGAAAGAAGAUGGAGUACAAGCAGUUGCCGAGAGGCUACGCCGAAGUUCUCGAGAGCACGCAGCUCACUCUGAUCGCCACCAUCCACAAGCUGUACUCCAUGGUCCGCACCUCCCAACCCUGGGAUCUCGGCGAGCCAGACGUCAACGAACGUGGCCAGCCAGUCGUACACAACAUUGCCCAGAAGCUUGGAUGCAUCCGUCCCAAUUGCGACAUCGAUCUUCCCGCUCACUCAGUAUUUCCCGAGGAUGAGACCAGCAUGGCUGAACUCGCCCGUCAGCUCGAAGAGCAACAGCCUCACGAACACGAUGCACCCAGCUCCCACUCUGCCACUACCACUACAAGGGAAGGCGAAUCAUCGACCUACACGCGUACCGACCGAGCAUCUUCUUCCGAACUUGACCAUUCCGAUGUGGAACAAGAUUACCGCAAGAUGGCCUUUGGAAGCCACAAUGCCCUGUCCCUGUCUCCACAGAGCUUUGCCAGUGGCAGCGACUUCGAGUUCAGUACGACACCAAUAGAUCUUGACGCCGGCGCGAUGUUUUCAACACAAUCAUCAUCAUCAAUGCCAGACUUUUCUUCUUCGUGGGUCGCGGUUCCCAAAGCUCGACAGCUGCAGCAGCAGCAGCAACAACAACAACAACAACAACAACAACAACAACAACAACAACAACAACAACAACAACAACAACAGCAGCAGCAGCAGCAGCAAGAGCCGUCAAAUACGAUAUCGAUGCCAUUCAUGCAGCAGCCGAGCUCUUUGCAGAACCUCGUGAUGAUGAAUCAGGACGCCCUUGAUGCGGACUUUGGCACAAUCAAGCCCGAUAUCUUAUCCUACGUCAACCCGGAUGUCAUGAUGGGCAUGUCGGAUCCGAUGAUUUAUGCUGGCUUUGAUAACGACAACAUGAGACUAUAG
Molecule: messenger RNA, 1194 nt
Organism: Beauveria bassiana ARSEF 2860
Lineage: Eukaryota; Fungi; Ascomycota; Sordariomycetes; Hypocreales; Cordycipitaceae
Product: Fungal Zn binuclear cluster domain containing protein
Exons: 3
Coding region: 1-1194 (397 amino acids)
Biological process (GO): regulation of DNA-templated transcription
Molecular function (GO): zinc ion binding; DNA-binding transcription factor activity, RNA polymerase II-specific
Source: RefSeq, a predicted model, not a curated record